AUGCCUGUCACAACUCGCUCUGGUGUAUUACGAUCUCAGAUCGCUGAAGAAACAACAUUGCCAGCGAAUUCAACAACAUCAACACAGGUAUCAAAGUCAAUGGUAAUCAGUAAAACAACUCGAAAAUUUCAAUCACAACAAAAGCAAAAACAACUGAAAGCACAGCCUCCUACAACUUCUAUUGAACCUGAAACGUGUUCCACAGUCGAACAACAACUACCACCUUCACAAAUUGAAACUACAGUUGAAAAUAAUAAUUAUCAUGAUCAUGAAGAUGAAAGAUUAGGUACCGAAAUGGAUAUAUCACUUGAAAGUUUAUUUUCUGAUCAACAACUAAUAUUGCCAACAACACAUGAAAAUGAAAUAGCUGAACAACAAACCGUGAAAAAUGAUUAUCCUAUGUUAUCAUUAGGUUCAUCGAACGAAGAUGACGAUGAUAUGUAUCCUGAUGAUUCAAAUACUAUUAUGAACAAACCAGUGGUAAAAGGAGACAUUACUACCGGCACGUCAACCCGAGGUGAUAAAAUGAUUUUUAUGAAUAGUUAUGGUUAUUUAUAUAUCAGUGAAACAAAAAAUACUGUUGGUUGGAGAUGUGUGCGGAGAAAUGAAAAUUGUAAAGCAGUCGUUUAUACACUCAAGGAAUCUGGUUUACAGAAAUUACGUCGCAAAAAUUAUCCACCAUUACCAAAUGACCAAAAAUUUGUAGUUCCAACUGUCUAUUAA
Molecule: messenger RNA, 723 nt
Organism: Didymodactylos carnosus
Lineage: Eukaryota; Metazoa; Rotifera; Eurotatoria; Philodinida; Philodinidae
Source: the annotation of a GenBank genome assembly